This is a messenger RNA of Anopheles gambiae (African malaria mosquito), 2203 nucleotides long. It is a transcript of the gene eEF5, whose product is annotated as eukaryotic translation initiation factor 5A. Gene Ontology annotation, molecular function: ribosome binding; RNA binding; translation elongation factor activity. The coding region runs from base 431 to 961 and encodes 176 amino acids. The transcript is spliced from 3 exons. The record is from RefSeq and is a predicted model, not a curated record. Gene Ontology annotation, biological process: positive regulation of translational elongation; positive regulation of translational termination. Lineage: Eukaryota; Metazoa; Arthropoda; Insecta; Diptera; Culicidae.
GCAAACUGUGCGGCUGUCAAACUCUGCCCCUCUUGCGAACACCACACGUUCGUGCCGCGUGAAUCGUGCCGUCUCGCUCGCGCACCGCACCGAUGUGCUUCCGCAACUAACGCCAUCGUUGGAGCGAUCUUCUUUUGUCCGUGACCAUUUUGAUCACACAUCGUAAGCAAGAUCUUUUACAGAUCCGUCAGAUUAACCGUGCAUAUACAACAGCAUUGUUUGUAUAUCCAGUCAUCUGGAGGAACGGAGGAUCUCUGCCUACAACAACCCACCCCGUCGUCAUCGUCCCUGGGAGGAUAGUGCCGCGGCAGCAGCAAUCGGAAGAACUCUGCUUCGUUUUUAGCGCCAACCCCCCCGUUGUGCUCUUUUUUCUCUCUCUCUGUGUGCGAGCGUUUGAUCGUUCCCCCCCCAAAAACCCCAAUCAAUCAAAAUGACUGAAAUGGAGGACACUCACUUCGAAACCGCCGACUCCGGCGCGUCCCAGACGUUCCCGAUGCAGUGUUCCGCGCUGCGCAAAAAUGGUCACGUGAUGCUGAAGGGACGGCCCUGCAAGAUUGUGGAAAUGUCUACUUCCAAGACUGGCAAGCACGGUCACGCCAAGGUCCACAUGGUCGGAAUCGACAUCUUCACCGGCAAGAAGUAUGAAGAUAUCUGCCCGUCAACACACAACAUGGACGUCCCGAAUGUAAAGCGCGAGGACUACCAGCUGACCGACAUUGACGAUGGCUUCCUGGUGCUGAUGAGCGACAACGGCGACCUGCGUGAAGAUCUGAAGAUCCCGGACGGUGAAUUGGGUACCCAGCUGCGCUCGGAAUUCGAUUCCGGCAAAGAGAUUGUCGUAAGUAUUUGUGUAAUAGACGCAGAGAGAAAGAGAGUGAGAAUAUCCUUCGUCUCGCUCAGCGUGCUGAUGAAACUAAUCGUUCCAUCCUUUUAUUUCUCCCCCGCCAGUGCACUGUCUUGAAAUCAUGUGGCGAAGAGACUGUGAUUGCCAUUAAAAACAACACCUCAGGUGAUAAAAACUAAUACUUCGUUGCCUGUCUAAACAACAACCACAACAACAAACACAACAACAGCAGCAGCAGCAGCAGCCACAGCAGUAAAAAAGCAGUAAACGACGGUACCAGAAUCAGCCGUAGCAGCAGCAGCAGCAUCAGCAGUAGGCGCCGGCCACACAUAUUACAGCACUUUCUUAUACCACCAUCACCACAACAACAACAGCAACUACUACUACUACUACUACAACUCCUCCUGUUGCACCAAGCAGCAAGAAGAGCAACAGCAUCCACCACCACCAGCAGCUAGAAUAUAUAAAGAUAUAAAGAAGAAGGAAAAAACACAAACAAACAAAAAAACACAUUAGAAAUACCAUCUCGUCUCUGAGGUUUAAAAAAAAGAAACAAUAAAGGAAAGUUGUUAAACCGACAAAUAACAAACACAGAAAAAGAACAAGGAAGAAAACAAAAAGAAAUUGUGAAACAGAUGUGUGAAACAAUGCGGUAGCAGCAGAUAACAUCAACAAGCAGAAGAAGAAGAAGAACAACAACUGCAAAAUGCAUGAUGGCACAAGAAGAACACCAGCAACACACACAAACACAUCCAGCCAGCCAGCCCGCAUCCGCGUCCGCUCCGCCGUCACCACCACCCAUGUGUGCUGUGCACCUCUGGGGGUUUGGAAAGGAAAAACAAAACAUAGUUAUAUAACAUCGUUUCUAUAUUAAAUGGGGGAAAAAAAAUGGCGACAUUAACAACCACCAACACAACACAACUACGACGGAUUAGCCUUUUCUCCUUCUAGAGAAACUAGAGAACCACUAUUUCGUUGAGGUUGAGGUUGUGGUCUUCUUUUUACCGUUUUUGAAGACGAAUGUCGUCGAGUGUGGAUUAAUAUCGAGAGAGAGAGAGAGAGUGAGCAAAGGGAUUCAUUUACCAUCCAACUAGCGGAGGAGCGAACGCGGCUGAAGAAGAAGAAUAUAUAAUCCUCAGAAAAUGCAGAUCCCUUGCCGCGGGGGCAUACAAUUUGGUGCAAACACGACGAUAAUCGAUACCAUUAUUGCAUUUUUUUUUGUUAGUUUGUUUGUUUUUUCAAACUCUAGAGCAGAAAGAUAGAGAAAGAGAGAGAGAGAGAGAGAGGAAGAACACGUUGUAUUUGAAACUGAGAAAUGAGGAAGAAAAUACAAACCCCCCCUCCGUUUUCCACAGAGAA